Messenger RNA from Phasianus colchicus (ring-necked pheasant), 3630 nucleotides. RefSeq names its product zinc finger and BTB domain containing 49 (gene ZBTB49). The record is from RefSeq and is a predicted model, not a curated record. Gene Ontology annotation, biological process: regulation of transcription by RNA polymerase II. Gene Ontology annotation, molecular function: DNA-binding transcription factor activity, RNA polymerase II-specific; protein binding; RNA polymerase II cis-regulatory region sequence-specific DNA binding. Lineage: Eukaryota; Metazoa; Chordata; Aves; Galliformes; Phasianidae.
GGGAGCGGAAGCGGAAGCGGAAGGAGCGGUACCGGAAGCGGCGGGCGGAGGUUGAGCGUGGGGUUGGCGCUGGGAUGGAGCUGCGAGGUGACCGCAGCCGGUAAUGUGACUUUCUAGCAUGGACACUGUUGCUAGCCAUAGUUGUCAUCUACUCCAGCAGCUACACGAGCAGCGCAUUCAGGGUCUUCUCUGUGACUGCAUGUUGGUGGUGAAAGGUGUCUGCUUCAAAGCACACAAAAAUGUGUUAGCUGCUUUUAGUCAGUAUUUCAGGACCCUUUUUCAGAAUUCUUCAGGCCAGAAGAAUGAUGUCUUUCAUUUGGACAUUAAAAAUGUAGGUGGGAUUGGCCAGAUCUUGGACUUCAUGUAUACCUCCCAUCUGGAUCUUAGUCAGGACAAUGUACAAGCUAUGUUGGAUAUUGCGCAAUGUCUUCAAGUGCAAAAUGUGCUGAAUAUUUGCCACACCUUUUUAAAAUCUUCUACAGCCAUAGAGCAAACAACCAACAUGCCUUGUAAUAGUGUAUUUUCCCUGCAGAAUAGUUUGACUGCAGAUACUAGUUGUACCAAUGACAGUUAUGGAACAAACUUGUUACAAGAAUGUUCAUCCGACACACAAGCUAGCAAAGUCUUGGCUGACCACCACUCUCAUACAUCACAGUCUGUUAAUCUUCACACACCCUCAGGUGAUUUACAGAAGCAGUCACACAACUCCUUAGAUGGCAACUGCACAGAACUUCCAUUUAAACAACCAAAUUACUAUUAUAAACUGCGCAACUUUUAUAGCAAACAGUUCUAUAAGCAAAAUGCUUGCUCUAAUAAUGAGAGAGUAGCAGAACAGUCCUUUUCUUACAAUGCAUCUACAGAAAUAAACACAGUACAGAGUAAUUCUUGUCCCGUCAGUCACCCUGAAUGUAUUCUGGAAACCUCUGAACAUUUACCAUCAAACUUUCUGGUUCAGCCCUUGAAUGAAGCUGCUCCAGAUCAAGAUACAGAAAGCGUACUGUUGCAGCCCACCAAGCAGAUGAGGCUGAAAAAGGCAGUACACCUCAAAAAGUUGAAUUUUCUGAGAUCUCAGAAAUCUGCAGAGCAGCCCCCAGAGCCUAAAGGAGAUGAUAGUAGAAUAACACAAGUAAAUGAAUCUGUAAAUGAAAGUACCAUGGGCGUGACGAAUGUCAGAGUUGCUGAAGAAAAAGAAGCUGAUGACUCAGUGAAUUCUGAGAAUUUUGAACAAACUGUCGACAUUGAAAGAUCUCAAGGUCCUUUGGAACAAGAAGGACAGUCACAGACUCUUCAGUCACAGAGGCAAUAUACUUGUGAAUUAUGUGGGAAGGCUUUCAAACAUCCAAGCAAUCUGGAGCUCCAUAAAAGGUCUCAUACAGGUGAAAAACCUUUUGAAUGUAACAUUUGUGGGAAACACUUCUCACAGGCAGGUAAUCUCCAGACUCAUUUACGUCGACAUUCUGGUGAAAAGCCUUACAUUUGUGAGAUCUGUGGAAAAAGAUUUGCUGCUUCUGGUGAUGUUCAGCGUCACAUUAUUAUUCAUUCUGGAGAAAAGCCUCAUCUGUGUGAUAUCUGUGGCAGAGGAUUCAGUAACUUCAGUAAUUUAAAGGAGCACAAAAAGACUCAUACGGCAGAUAAAGUGUUCACCUGUGAUGAAUGUGGGAAGUCAUUCAACAUGCAACGAAAAUUAGUAAAGCACAGAAUCAGACAUACUGGAGAGAGACCAUACAGCUGUUCAGCAUGUGGGAAAUGUUUUGCAGGCUCUGGUGACCUGCGUAGACAUGUGCGGACACACACAGGAGAAAAGCCCUAUACCUGUGAAACUUGUAACAAAUGCUUCACUCGCUCUGCUGUUUUACGGCGGCACAAGAAAAUGCAUUGCAAAGCCACUGAUGAAGGUCCAAACACACUAGAUGAAUUUACUCAAGGGAUUGAAACUUCUGAUCUUGACAAAUCUCAGAGCUCUGACUCUUUUGGCCAAGAAAUGUCUGUUACGUUGUUACCAGUGUCAGUUAAAUUUCCCAUUCGUCCAACUGCAGAUUCAACUGAAUUUGGCAGUUCUGCAGAUUCUUACUGUAAGCUGCGAUCAAUGAUUCAACAUCAUGACUCAGCAAACCAACAGAAAUUGAAUGUGGAUUCAGCUAAACUCCAGAAAGCUCAGACACAGCAAACUCCACCACCAUAUGCUUAUGCAGAUGUAGAUGGAUCUUCUGCUGAAGAAACGUUAGAGUCUGAUAGUAUUUCCAUGAUUCGUUCCUCUAUGGUUAGUUUGGACAGUCACUGUAGUGAUCCACUAGGCAGUCGAACAUCAUCUGUUGCAUACAAGAAUACUGAAGGACCAUUCUUCUCUAGCAUGACCCUCUGGGGUUUAGCUAUGAAGACUUUGCAGAAUGAAAGUGAAUUGGAACAGUGAAGGGUCAAAUAACUAAAUCAAAAAUUUUUAAAGGCAUUUCAUGCAAUAGAUAUGUCUCUAUUAUGAUUACACUGUGGUGUAAAGAGGUCUGAGCUAGUUCUUCAACCCACUAGCUUGAGUACUGGUAGAAAUCAAGGUACGUGCCCAGAAUACAGCGUAGGCUGCCUUUACACUGCUGCUCAGUAAAGUUCAGUUAUAGUUUUGAGGAUCUUUCUUCUUCUGUGACUACAUUAUGUAGCUGAUGUACUAAAAUUUACUAUUUAACUAUUUCUUUAAACCUGAUAAUAGGGGAAAGGAGGGGCCAGUGUUUAAUUUCGUUAUAGGAGUGCAGUUCAACUGCAGGCCAUCAGAAUGAUGUGAGAAUAUACGUAGGUUGCUCCGAAAGUAAUGCCUCCUAUUAAUUACCAUGAAAACUACAACAGAUACAAAGAGCACAAGAACACUAUGUGAUAAAGAGAAAAAGUUCUCAGCUACAAAAUACUUUUUUUUCUAGUAUUAGCUGUGCAUUUUUUCAAGCAAUGAACAGAACCUGCAUGUCAUACUGAAAACAGUCUGCAUGGAUGUCUGGAGUAUGGCCUGUCUUUCACAUCACUGUUGCCACUGCUGAAAUGCACCACUCACUCAUUCACUGUGUUCGCAUCCACUGUUUGGUCUCCAUGUAUGUUCAGCAAGUAUUGAUGAAUGCAAAUGGGCUUGAUUUUUUUCCUCAUGGAGGAAAUCAGCAAUGCACCUUCUCUUCAUAUGCACUUCCACGUCAGACACCAUUUUGUCAGAUUGUCCUUGUUCUCCCAUCAGUCACAUGGCAACAAAAUGUAAUGGAGUAUUAGUGGGAAGAUUCAACUUCUGCUGCUCUUCCACCAUCCUUUGAUGUCAUAGGCUGAUAUCAUAAAAUAGGAAGCAUUACUUUCAGAGCAUCUCUUGUAGAUGUGACAAAUAGAAAAUAUUGAACAAAUCCCUGGUGAACUUGGGUUUGAAAAGUGGUUUUCUUACCAGUAGGACCAUUGGUUUACAUGACUUGAGUAUUGUGAUAUUAAAAUUAAAUGUUAAAUAUUAUUUGUGAUAGUGCAAAGUAACUGUAUAUCUAGAAACUUUAUUUUUUUUACAAUAAAAUCUUUUUUAGUAUUUUAUAAACUAUUUUGCAUAGAAGAUUAUUUGUAUGAUGAAGAUCAAGAUCAGGAAAUUCUAACUUAAUUUGAAUAAAGUGAAGAUGUUUUACGUUA